This is a messenger RNA of Passer domesticus (house sparrow), 5816 nucleotides long. It is a transcript of the gene ANKRD31, whose product is annotated as ankyrin repeat domain 31. Gene Ontology annotation, molecular function: protein binding. The transcript is spliced from 24 exons. Lineage: Eukaryota; Metazoa; Chordata; Aves; Passeriformes; Passeridae. The coding region runs from base 104 to 4417 and encodes 1437 amino acids. The record is from RefSeq and is a predicted model, not a curated record.
CAGGAGCGAGCCCCAUCUGAGCACACACAGCGCGGAGUUCGCGGCGGCACCGCGCCGCCGGCAGCGCGCCCAGCCCGGCGCCACCCGGGGGGCUGGCCACAAGAUGGCGGCCGCCGCUGAGGCGGGAGGGCGGCUGCCCGAGGAGGCGCCGACGGAGUGGAGCGGCCGCACCAUGGGGCGCUGUGGGAGCGACACGGACAGCGACGAGACUGUCGUGGAGGGCUCUGUACCGGAGAGUGAUGUGGAGGAGGAGGAGCUCUGCAGAAGAAGGUUGGCUUUCCUUAACAAGGAUAUUGCUUUAACAACUGAGAUAAGUAUUAAUAAAGGAGCUUUUUCUCCAGAAAUCUGUUUUAUACAGAAAUUUGGUGACCACACAUAUUAUCAUAAGGCAGAACAGAUAAAACCAGUACUUCAAGAGGCAUACACAUCUGACCAGUCUCAAUCCCUACUGAAGGACUGGAUAAACCAUUCAUCACCUACAGAAAAUAUUUCUAAGCCUCGUUUUUCAUUAAAUUCUGCAGCAGAAGAAGAGCAGGAUAAUUCUGUAGAUAUCAAAUUGAAUGGAUUUCAGAAGGAUUCAGAAGGAAAGAUAUCACCAAAAUUAAGUAGUAAAGAUUGCUGUCCAGAAAUAAGCCUCUCUCUACAUGAUCCUGUGGAAGACACAAUAACAGUUCAAGAGGAACAGACACCAGAAGAUACAUUUCCACAUGUUUUAGAUAACUGCCACAGAACCUGCUUGACCAUUGUUGACACAGAUAACACAAUAAAAGAGCAUUCCCUUAAUAAUGACACAGAUCUUUCACUGUCGUCCCCAGGGAAGAUUUUUGUGGAUGUAUUCACUGAACAGAAUAUAGAGACUAGUGAAGUUGACAUCAGUGAUUUGUUGAGAUACCCUAGUGAUUCUGAGUGUCUUAAAGUUAAGAAUCCAUUGCCUGACAAGUUAGAGUGUCAGGGUCAUGCCUGUUCCGUCGAUCCAUCAGCAGCUGAGAGCAACGAUGCCCUGCCAGUAGAGCUUGUGGCGCCUUGGAAUGCCUUGUCAGCAGCAAUGGUACAAGCUGCCAUUCCUGUAGUUCCAAAUGAGAGACAGCUCAACGCUGAGGAAGAGCAGCUAAAUUCAGAAACCAGUGUUCUGCAGGUAGAUGAUGACUGUACUCAAAUAUCAAACGUGAUGGAGCCUCGACUUGCUGCAGUUCAGGUGGAAGAAAUAAAUGCCUUCACAGGACCUAACUCAGAGAGCACAACAAAUGAGCAACCUGUGGGUGGUCAGCAGAGGGAGAAAGAAGUAAUGUCAGAUGGCCUGGAUGCCACCUUUAGUGAAAAACAGACUGGUGAGGGACAUUCAUAUUCAGUGGAGCCUGCAGCAUGUGCAGAAACAGGCCAAACAGCAUCAAGUAAAAUUCAGAAAUCUCCUUCUGAAGACAAGAAGGAUCUAGAAACUAUCUUAUGGCAAGAAAUAAUUCUGAAUGAGUAUGCAGAAGCUAAUCAGAGGAGAAAGAGCAAGAGAAUUGACAACAAACGGAGACGAGAAGCCUUUGGUAGGAAUUCUGUAAAUCCAACUCGCCCCCUUUCACUUUCAACAAUCCACAGGAGGAAUGUGUAUGGUGAGAACUUACUACAUAGAGCUGUUACUCACCAGGACAUAAACCUUGUACGUAGGAUAAUAAAAGCCGGUGGAAAUGUAAAUGCUCAGGAUUAUGCUGGCUUGACUGCGCUACAUAUAGCAAGUGUGGAAGGCUUUUAUGGGAUAGCAAAUCUGCUUUUGAAAGCAGGCGCUGAUGUUAAUGCUACACAAAAGGAACAAAUAACACCCUUGCAAGAUGCAGUUAAGGAAGGCCAUUAUGAGAUGGCAAACUUAUUACUUUGGUAUGGAGCUGAUCCCUUACUAAAAAAUCAGAAGGGAAGGUGUGCAUUAGAAGAAGCUUCUGACCCAUCUAUGAUGAAGCUUCUUAAAAGUUACGUGGCAAAAUCUAGAAGACACUUAGUGGCAGGUGGAGACAAUUCAAAGAACAUGUUAAAUACUCAAGGCAUAGAAGAUACAAACCAGCACCAGAUUUCCUUACAGACAGAGGAGUCAGAACCAGCAUGUGCAAAUCCUCAGGAGACGAGCCAAAAAGCAAAGGCAGCCUCAUAUUCCAGUAGCAGCAAUAAGAAGCUUUCAUCUAAUCAAUCACAAUUGAGUAAAGCAUCAAAACAGCAAAUAUCUAAGAAGUCAGCAUCUACCAGGGAAGAAGCUGUAAUUGUACACAGUACCUGUAAGACAAGAGCUGGGAGAAAGAUGAAAAUUAGGAGAAAUGCAAAAGGGGAAACUCAGCUGCAUACUGCUGCUAAGAGAGGAGAUGUGUCUUUGGUGAAGACUCUAAUAUCAUCUGGAAUUUCUGUCAAUGAACAGGACUAUGCAGGUUGGACAGCAAUUCAUGAAGCCUCUAAUGGAGGAUUUACUGAUGUGAUCUUAGAAUUACUGAAAGCAGGUGCUGAUGUUAACUGCAGAAGUUUCUGUGGUGUUUUACCAAUACACGAUGCUGUUUCUGGCAAUUAUUUGGAGGCAGCCAGGAUUCUGCUGCAGCAUGGAGCAAAUCCCAAUGAGAGGGAUGGUUCAGGAGAAAGUGCUUUGAAUCAGGCUUGUGAUGAAGAAAUGAAAGAACUGUUGAAGUCGUAUGGUGCUAUGGACUCUGUACUUCCUGUUCAAACUGUUCAAGUUACUGAGGGGAAAUCAAAACGCCAUUGUUAUGACUGCUAUAAAAAUGAUGACGCAGCUUUGGAGACACAACAUGAGAAAUACAGUGUGCAGGAGUCUGUUGCUGCCAUACAGGAUACAGAAAAGAAGCAGGAAGAACUGUUGCUAUUUGAGUUGAGAACUUCGAAAGAUGCAGAUGUCUAUAUCCAAAAGCUGUCUCAGAUACAAGGUGCUUUGAAUGAAAUACUUGCAAACCAGAAGACAGAGAGGGAUACCCUUGCUAAAAAAUACAGGGCUUCAGUAGACUCAUUUAAAAAAGGUGCGCUAAGGAAACAAGUAGUUAACCUUGCUUCUAGGCAAAAGAGCCUGUUGACUGUUGCCCAAAACCAGGAAAAAUUAGUGCAGAAAUUAAAAACUUACAGAAAAACAAAGCAAAUGUUCAAUUCAUCAUCGGAGAAGCAAAUCUCAAACUUAGUUACUUUUCAUGAAAGCGAUACAAGACGAAGUUUAACUGCUAAUGAAAUCAUGUGUCCUAAUACAGUAACAUUUAGUAUGGGGCUUGGUGCCAGCGGGCCUAAUGGAAACAGAGUAGAAGCACAUGUCUCUUUAGAGAAUAGAUUUUCAGGUCAGGAAUGCAGCCAGCAUCCACACAUCUGCUUGGAUGAGACAGGAGCAAAUAAAGAAGCAAUUACAAGCAAGGAGGCUUCUGAUCAUGCUUUGGCAUCUGAAAACAGAGUAAGAGAAUAUGCCUUUGACAACAUGUCAAACAUGAUGAAUGCUGCAGAAGUGAUGACAUUGCCUUCCAAACCUACUAUUUCCACUGCUAAAACAAAGUGCUCACAGCAAAAAGACAUUGAUUGUGUAGCAAUUGCAGGACAAAGAAAUAGGUCUUUAAAUCCCACUUCAAUGACCAACACAUUAAAUAUUGUAGAACCCCAAAGCACUGUUGUCAGUAAGAAUGUCUAUCAGACAACCAGUGACUGCAAGCAGAUUCUUUCACAUGAGGAUCUGCACAGAUAUGUAAACAAGAAAGAAGCUUUCCAGCAGCAACAGCAGCCACAGGAAGAAAUUUUAUUGGCAUCUACAAAGAGCUUCUCUAAUACAUUGCAGCAAAUGGUCUUUCAGAGUAGUGAGAAUUCAUUUAAUGCCAACCUGAUGCUUACUAAUCUUUCCUCAAAUACAGACUCUCCAGCAAAUAUCAGUGAGAAAUCUUCACAGAGUUAUGGUAAUCAGGAAUGGGAACAAAACCAAGUGAGAUAUGGAUGGAAGAGUAAGAAAAAACUUCAGUUGAUAGAUCUGCUUGAAUUGGGAAGGAUAAAGCCUGGAGAAAAUGUUUUAGAAUUCAAACUGCAGGAAUUUAGUCAUAAAGCGACGCUCUUGAAGAAUGGCAAGAUCAGAACCAGUAAAGGACAAAUAUUACAGAAUCCAGUUCAGUGGAUUAAAGAUCUACUAGGAAGUGAUAUUUCUGUGACAUGGAAGUAUGUGUGGAAUAAGGUUACAUAUCUUGGGACAGAAUUGUCAAAAUUUAGUGUUGGUGAAGUGUCAGGUUCCAGUGAUGUGGAGUUGCCAACACAGAAAGGAAAUCCUUUAGGCUCUUCUGUCCAGUUCAACUCUAUGGAAAGCCUGACACAUUUUCUUCAAUUCCAUGAGAUAGUAAUGGCGCAUAAAGAGGAGUUUCUACCGUGCUCUGCAAUGGAAAAGCACUGGAGUUUCUAUAAAGAAUGCAAAGAUUUUGGAUUCUAAAGACUUCUUGAAUGCUAAUACAUUUGUCUUUGCCAUCAUUUAAAAGUAAACAUUUGAGCUUUAGAACUAAGUAUUUUGCUGCUGUCAUUUUGAUUAAUCAUUUGUCCAGCACAUGGUAUGAUAGAAAGUUUGUUUGGGUAAGUGAGGAACAGGGAAGUACUUAGUAGCAGGCAAAGAUAACUGUCAAUGUUUACUCUUGCACUGCAAGAUUAAGGAAUGGGGAAGUAGAUAGGACUUAGACACUGAUACGCAUUGUGAAAUAUAUUCCAGGUUGAUUACUUGGUGUGAACUUUUAAGUUUUUAUUUAAGAUCAAAGUAACUGCCCAUGCUUGAUGGGGCAGGACAGAAACAGACAGGCAGCAACACUCACAGUCACUUCUUACAGCUAAACCUGAAACUGCUGUGGCUGAGCAUGUGCUAUCAGAAAUGGCAAGGCGUGUUUGUAUAGUAACAUAAACUGUUAAGUUAGGCAAAAAUUCAAGAUAAGCAGCCUUGAAAAUCAUCAGCAGCUUUGCAUUAUGUGGCAUGCAUAUAUAUAUAAAAACAUUUGAGAAGGGGGGCAGGUGCUCAGAGAGGUAAAAAGAGGAAUCUUAGGUAUUGGAAGUGCUCAAGAAAAUUCCAUUCAUGUUUGAGCCAAAUCUCUCUGAUAGACAGAAAACGUGCUGGCAUAUGACAGGAAAUGCAAUUAGCCUGUUUGUGGAACAUGAAUUUUUCCAGGUAACAGCAUCUUAGAUAUUCAUCCCAAUCUCUGGGGAAUUUCUGUUUGAUUAAAUUUUACAAUGUUUGAAUCUGCUUUAGCAGCAUAUUUGUAACAGACUUGACUGUUAAGAGAGUUAUCUGCAUUCAGUUGAUAUUCUUGCUCUUUCUUUCUUUGGAUUGUAAGAAGAGAUGGAAUAAUAAUAGUACCUGCUACUCCUAACUCCAGUGAAUAGGAUGGGAAGUAUCUCCUGUUAAUACUUAAUGUCAGCAAGCUAUUGGAGUGUGAAGAGCUCUUCUGCAAAGAUCUGAUUAGUGUCUUAAACAGAAGUUGGUUUAGGAAAGUGAGAGGGUUCUGAUGUGCAGGGAGCUAGUACUAUGCCCUAGAAUGCAUGAGCAAUCAUAGCCUGAUGCGCUGUAAGAAUAAAGAAAUGCCAGUGGCCUGGAAGUCAGAAAAGGUAAAAGCUGCUGAGUGACAGGUAUUUUGUAAAGUCAGUUUCACAAAGAAAGAAAAUGGAGUGUUCUCACAACUGCAGCAGCAAAACAAACCUGAAGGCAUAUUGUUUCAAAGGAAGUGCUCAUUCAAAUACUGUGCUUUCACUGAAAAGUAAAAGGUAUUUGACUGUUAAAAUGACCUCUGAAUUAUGUUUGUUUGUACAUUUUUUCUUUGUUGCAAGAUGUCUAAUAAAAUUAAUGUACAAAA